Messenger RNA from Lineus longissimus, 6061 nucleotides. RefSeq lists its product as uncharacterized. The transcript is spliced from 2 exons. Lineage: Eukaryota; Metazoa; Nemertea; Pilidiophora; Heteronemertea; Lineidae. Bases 1047 to 5594 code for a protein of 1515 amino acids. Gene Ontology annotation, molecular function: ATP binding; metal ion binding. Gene Ontology annotation, biological process: carbohydrate metabolic process. The record is from RefSeq and is a predicted model, not a curated record.
UCGGUGAAUAUGUUGAGCACUAGUGCAUCAUGUUCUGUCUGGUAAACACUUGUUAUGCCAGCAUAAUUCUGAAUUCUUUCUCUGGGAGAUUCUUAAAGAGAAGGCGCCUAAUCAGUUAUAUGUAAGGAUGACAACUGGACUGCUUCGUGAGUCUAGUCAGUAAUCCUUGUUUAGCUGAUGUCACAGUCGGUUUGCAUCCUCAUCGUCAACUAGAUGACAUCUCGGAAAGAACAACAUAUUCGGAAUACGGACACCGUAUCGAACGCAACAAAGUUUGUGAGCUUUUCAUGAACCCCUUUUGCAAAUAAUGCCAAAGGGGCCAGCAGAAUCUGAGUUCUCAAAGCCGUUUUCCAAUCCAAACGAACAAAUUGUGUGGAACCAAAUGUCGUCUGCUCUUCUUCUCAAACGUGCCAUUUCAGGAUCCAGCUCCACGUUGCCCCGUGAGAACGACCAAGCGCACAUAACGCGGUCGAGAUACGCGUUGUUUUACUAUCUUCCACUUCUUCUCCUGUUCUUCCUUCAGUGUUGCUUCGUUAUCCUCACCAUAAUCUUUCGAAUUCUCCUGUGAGUUUUGCGAAGCUUGGAAGAGGUUUCCUGGGCGAGGUCCUUGGAAGACCAUACUCCAGAGACUCUAUGUGGAUGCGUGGAACUUUAGAAGCCAAUGACAUUUCUUAAAUCUUUUCUGUGAGUUUGGCGACACUUGGAAUCUUCAGAGCUUUAUUCCUAUGAAUACUGGGACCUUAGGAAGACAUUCAUCUUUCCAUUUAGGGGACAAUAAUUUCCGUAGUGUUCAUGAAAGAGUGUUGAACUCGGCAAUAAAAAUACUCUGGAAGCUGUACUAUAUUCGAAGAUCUUGGAAGGCAGUAAACUUUGGAGUGUUCCUGUAAAAGACAGGGUAACCAUUUUUCUUGCUGGUGUGCAAAUCGCGUGUUUUCCGUUUCGUGUGACCUGCUACUCACAUCAUAUGGACCAAAGUUAAAGUCUGAUCCAAAUGGCUUCUCAACGGAAAGAUCGAACCAGGUUUUUUUUCUCUUAACUUCACUCCAAUGAAGAAAAUGGCGACGAAUAAGCACUCCUUGUUAGAAAGGGUCAUAUUUAAUUGUGACAUGGGUGAGAGCUUUGGGUUGUAUAAAAUGGGAGACGAUGACUCGAUGUUUGAAGUGAUAGAUAUUGCAAAUGUUGCAUGUGGGUUUCAUGCCAGUGACUUCUCGGUCAUGGCAGAGACAGUGAAGAAGGCGAAGGUUCAUGGUAUUCCUGUUGGUGCCCAUCCGUCGUUUCCAGACCUUCAGGGGUUUGGUCGACGACAGAUGGCUCUAUCACCUGAGGAAGUGAAGCACUCGGUCAUGUACCAAGUUGGCGCAUUGAAGGCUUUCUUAGAGGCUGAAAACAUGGAACUCAGCCACAUAAAACCACACGGUAGUCUCUAUGGUGUUGCUGCAAGAGACGACAAGGUCUGUGCUGCCAUCCUUGAUGUUUGCAAACUGUACAAUGUUCCUUUUGUGGGAAUGCCAGGCACUUUGCACGAGUCCGUUGCAAAGGAACACAGAAUUCCCUUCAUUGCUGAGUUCUUUGUAGAUUUAUACUAUGAUGACGAUGGGAGGGUGAUCGUGACAAAGACCCACCAAGCUGUUGACCCUGAGGAAGCGGCAGAGAGGGUUCGGAAAGCGUUGCAAGGGAAAUAUUACUCUGUCAAUGGGAAAGAGUUUGAAAUUCAUCCCCAGAGUAUCUGCGUCCACUCAGACACUCCUGGUGCCGUUGAGGUUGCUCGGGCAGUUCGUCGUGUAGUUGACAACUUCAACACGCUUGGAACUGGCAGAAAUGGAAUCACGAAGGUACUAAUAGCCAACAGGGGUGAAAUUGCUUGUCGCAUCAUCCGCACAUGCAAGAAGAUGGGCAUCAAAACUGUGGCUAUCUAUGAGUCCUCAGAAGAGAAUGCAAUGCACGCACUUGAGGCAGAUGAGAGCCUGGAGUUGCCAAAAGGAGAAACAUAUGUAUCGAUUGAUGCUAUCACCAGACUUUGCCAACAAGCAAAAGUUGAUGCUGUCCAUCCAGGUUAUGGUUUCUUGAGUGAAAAUGCCUCAUUCUGUGAAGCAGUUGAAAAAACUGGAAUUUCCUUUCUUGGUCCAACUUCUGAGACGAUCAGUGAGUUUGGCUUGAAGCACAAAGCUCGUGAUCUUGCUGUCCUUGCUGGGGUUCCAGUUGUUCCUGGGACGCAUCUUCUUACUGGGAUCAAGGAUGCUGUAAAAGCUGCAUCCCAACUUACUUACCCUGCCCUGUUGAAAGCCACAGGUGGUGGUGGAGGAAUUGGGAUGCAAAUUUGCUCGGAUGAGCAACAGUUGCGGAAAGUCUUCACAGACUGCCAAAGGUCCGCAGAAAAGUACUUUGGUAACUCUGGUGUUUACCUUGAGAAGUACUACCCUAACAGUCGCCAUAUUGAGGUCCAGGUGUUUGGUGAUGGGUUAGGCCGGGUGAUCCAUCUGGGGGAACGGGAGUGCUCUGUACAGAGGAGAAACCAGAAGGUCAUUGAGGAAACCCCUUCGCCAUUCUUGCUUGACAAGCCAGAGUUGCGUCAAGAGAUAUGCGAUGCUGCUGUGAAACUUGCCAAGUCAGUUAAUUACAGAUCAGCGGGUACUGUUGAGUUCAUUGUGGUUGAUGAGGGAAAAGGAUACCCAGAAACUGGCAAGUUUUACUUCCUUGAGAUGAACACCAGACUGCAAGUUGAGCAUGGCAUUACAGAGCUUACAAAUGGUGUUGACUUGGUGGAAUGGAUGCUUCGUCUAGGCGGUCGACAGACCCAAGGGGCAAUCAAUUUAGAUCAGUUUCGAUGGAACCCCAAUGGGCAUGCAAUCGAAGUGAGAAUUUAUGCCGAGAACCCCAGCCUCAACUUUCAGCCCUCUCCAGGACUGCUGACUGAGGUGACCUGGCCCACUUCCCAGAAUGUCCGAGUUGACACUUGGGUUAAGUCAGGUUCUAAGGUUAGCAAUACCUACGACCCUCUCCUGGCCAAAAUGAUGGUUCACGGCACAGAUAGAGCAGCCGCAAUUGACCAAAUGCUGAAUGCCUUAUCCAUGACGACUGUCGCGGGUCCUUUCACAAACCUGGACUUCCUUUCAACCGUCAUCCAGCAUGAAGAUUUCAUGUCUGGACGCACGACCACUCAGCUCUUGAAACAUGUGAAGUAUACACCGCAUGCAAUAAGGGUUCUGCAAGGAGGACCAGAUACUAGUGUCCAAGACUGGCCUGGUCGUAUUGGCCUUCGGGUUUAUGGGAUACAACCAAAUGGCCCAAUGGACGACCUAGCUUUCCGAGUGGCCAACAUCUUAGUGGGAAACAAACCUGGAGUUGCUGGUUUGGAAAUGACGACGUGGGGCUCUAAGUUGUACUUUCACGUUGCCAGUCUAGUUGCUGUCACAGGGGCAGAUAUGAAGGUGACUCUUUCUGCACCGGAUGGGAUGACGGAUACGAAAUUGACAUGGACAAGGUUCUACGUACCAGCUGGGAGUACGUUAUCCAUUGGGAAGAUCUGUAAAGGUUCCUCUGGGUGUAGGUCCUAUUUGGCUGUGUUAGGAGGGAUACAGGUUCCAGAUUAUCUUGGAAGUAAAUCAACCUAUGCUGCCUUUGGGUAUGGUGGAUUCCAGGGCAGAAUCCUUCAGGCAAAUGACAUGCUCCCACUGGCUAUAUCUGAAGAAAUGCCAAGCGACAUUGAAAUGGACCUGCCCCUGCACUCAGAGCUGAAGCCAGCUUACUGCAAGAACUGGGAAAUACAGUGCAUGCCUGGUCCUCAUGCUGAUCCUGAUUACGUGACUCCUGCUGGGAUGGACGAAUUUUUUUCUGUCUUAUGGGAAGUGCAUUACAAUAGUGCCAAGAUGGGUGUGCGACUGAAGGGGCCGACUCCACAGUGGGCGAGGAAAGAUGGUGGGGAUGGAGGGUCACAUCCUAGUAACAUCCACGAUGCUGGCUAUGGCUUAGGUGCCAUCAACUUCACCGGAAACUCACCAGUGGUCUUGACGUGCGAUGGACCAACUCAAGGUGGGUUCACAUGUCCCUGGACGAUAGUCUCAAGUGAAAUGUGGAAAAUUGGUCAGGUCAGUCCUGGUGACACGGUACACUUCUGCCCCAUAUCAAUUGAAGAUGCUUUAGGCAUCAGAUCUUCACAAGAAGAUUACCUUGCGACUGUGAAACAAAUUGCAACAUUUCCUCACAUGCCGGUUCCAGGACCCACUUUCCCUUUCUUGACCAAGAUAUCCAGUUCUGAUUUUGCUACAGUUGAUAAGUCACAUCAUGGCAAAGCCAUUUUGGGACAGCUUCCCGCUGACCAGGACUGCACCAGACCUAGUGUCCAGUAUCGACAGAGCGGUGACUGUUACAUCCUGAUAGAAUAUGGAGAUCCCAAAGGUUCCGUUGAUUUGAACAUCUUUGCCCGUGUCAGACUCUUGCAGCAGACUCUCCGCCUGCAGACUGACACCAAAACUCAAAUGGUUGAGACUCCCUUGAUCCCUGGGACACUAGAUAGUGCUCCGAGCAUACGAUCAUUGCUCAUCCGAUACGAUGCUAAGAUCAUCCCACAAAUCACCCUUCUCGCUUUCCUCAAGAAGAUAGAAAUCAACCUACCUGAUGUGAGACAGGUCGUGUUUCCCUCAAGGGAUAUUCGGAUGCCCUUUGUCUUCGAUGACCACUGGUCACAGGAAGCCACUGACCAAUACAAGCAGAUGAUCCGCCCAGAGGCCAGCUACCUUCCCAGCAACGUUGACUUCAUUGCGGAAAACAAUGACCUUAAGGGAGGGAAGCAGGAGCUCGUAAAACAUCUUGUUGAUACCCCGUUCCUUACUCUUGGAGUUGGCUUCUUCCUCGGCUGCCCCUUCAUUUGCCAAAUCAAUCCUCUCGAUCGUCUAAAGGUUCCAAAGUAUAAUCCAUCACGUGUGUACACCCCUGCGGGGACCGUAGGCCUCGGUGGCUCUCUCAGUGCCAUCUACCCUCUGGAAUCCCCUGGAGGGUACCAAAUGUAUGGCCGUACGAUACCAACUUGGGAUACCUUCGGGUCAGUUUCGCCAUUUACCCCACAUCAGCCCUGGCUUCUUAACCUCUUUGACAAGGUGACCUUUUACAAGGUCACUGAACCUGAGUUGUUGCACUUCCGCCGGCUCGCCUUGGCUGGGAAGUACAGGUAUGAAAUCCACGAGGCAACAUUUGACAUGGUCGAGUACAACAAACUGGAACAAAGCGUGGCGAAAGAAUGCAAACGAAGAGAAAAAGCGCGUAGGUUAGCUUGUGAAAGAUUGAAAGAGAUUGAAGAGGAACUGCUUCUGAAGCAGGCAAAAGUCCCCGAGGUCGUUCCAAAGGUAAUAGAAGGGGUUCCUGAGGGGCAACAGGCUUGUCAAGCGCUUCUUGCGGGAGUUGUCAAGGAGGUCAGAGUAAAUGUCGGUGAUCGGGUAACUGCUGGGGAGACUGUUUUGUGUGUCUUGGAAGCCAUGAAGACCGAGAUGGAGGUGACAUCUGAUGUAGGUGGGUUGGUUGUGAAGGUGGUGGCAGUGAAAGGCCAACAGGUCUCUGCCCUUGAUGUGGUAUGCAUUCUUGGAAGUGAAGAAAAACUUUAACUUCGUUUGGUGUAUAGUGCACCGUGUUACAUAAAUGUAUACCCAGAGACUGUAGUCGAAAUCUCGAAUACUCAAGAGGUCCAUGUACAUCCUUGAUAAAGAACUCGUCUGAGGUGAAAUGAAAGACUCCAAAAGGUUUUUGAGCCUGUGAAAAACCAUAAGGGGGUUUGUCAAUUCCCUGAAAAGCUGAAGGGGUGCAUAUUUGUGUUGGUUGAAAGGCCCUGAAAGCUUUUUCAAAAGCUCGAACCCCUUAUUUCUAAGACAGUGUAUAGUUUGACUUAUUUCAGUCGUGUAAGCUCGUCUGGUAAUUUCCUAUACGUACUAUGUACCCAUGCUGUCAGUAACCUUAAAGUAGGAUUCGCUGUCCGUCGUGUAAUGAUUGAUUAUAAAAAGGAUAUUGCAAAGAAUUUCGCUAAAAACUUGUUUUUCACGUGAUGUUGUAGAAGAGAUUUUUUGGAAAUUAAUGA